AUGGAGGUCUCACAUAAUGGGCAUGCCAACACCUACUCUUUUAAGUGUAAUGGCAAAAGAAUCAUUCUCAGUCCACUUGAGCCCAAGAGUGGGAAAAGCAAGAGGAAAGAGGAGACGAAAGGAAAACAAGUUGGUCGACCCUUACAUAUUCUGAACAAGAAGGACUUUGAGUUUGAGAGUCAAGAAACUCAGGUCGUUUAUGUGGUUGUUGCUAAGGAAGCCGAGCAGAAGAGUCUUGAGCAGGAGACACCUCCGGAAGUAUUCCCCAUACUUUCUAAGUUUGAAGAUGUCAUUUCUGAGCCAUCGAGUGAAUUGCCUUCGAUAAGAGAUAUUCAACAUGCUAUUGAUCUUGUUCCUGGUUCAUCUUUACCUAAUUUGCCACAUUAUAGAAUGAACCCAAAGGAACAUGACGAGCUAAAGAGGCAAGUAGAUGAACUAAGGGAAAAGGGUUUUAUUCAGGAGAUCAUGAGUCCAUGUGCAUGUCCUGCCCUUCUCACUCCCAAGAAGGAUGGCACCUAG
Molecule: messenger RNA, 519 nt
Organism: Malania oleifera
Lineage: Eukaryota; Viridiplantae; Streptophyta; Magnoliopsida; Santalales; Ximeniaceae
Exons: 1
Coding region: 1-519 (172 amino acids)
Source: RefSeq, a predicted model, not a curated record